UCGCUGUUUUUUUUUCCAAUAAGACGCUCAUUUUCCAUCUUACCUUCGCGAAAAAAAUGUCAAGCGGCCUGGAAGUCGAGCGAAAGCGAUCCGAAUCUUCCGAAAGCGACGAUGGCAGCGAGUACACGAUCGCUUCAACGAACGAUUCGUUCAGCUGUGCCAGCACGAGACCGCGCCCAAAGUUUAACGAGAUCGAAAGCGCCAUCAUCAACUCGGUGAUCGAGGAAACCAUCUUCAAGCUGAUCAUCGUCAACAUGGAGGACGAUCAGGGCAGUACGCCGAUCGCGAAGAAACCUCCGAUGCACGUGCGGUUCGAUCCGAGCUACAAGAACAAGAACGAAAACCAGUCGAUGGAGGUCGCGAUGGGAAUGAUGAUACUGGUCAAGCUGAAGAACGACAUAUCAAAUCUGCGCAAGCUGCUGUCGGACACGCACGUGGAGAUGGCCGAGUACGGAACGUUCGAAACGCUGCAAACCUUCAUGGACAACGACAUCCAGAGCGAAAAGGAGGAACACCAGCUGAUCCGGGACAGCAUCCUGAACGACAAGAAGCUGAAGGUGCUGCAGGCCCGGCUGGACGGCGAAACGAAGGAAAAGCGAAGUCUGCUGAAGCAGUUGGAUGACGAGAUCUUCGACUUGGAAACACGGGCCCAGGAAACCAAGGUGGAAAACGACGUCAAGUCACGGCUGGUGCAAAAGUGGGAAGCCACCCGGCACGAGCAGGCGCAAUUUGUGAUCGAGAACAAGGAGAAUGGGCUGCUGAACAGUUCGAAAAAGACGAGGGAUGAUAUUGAUCGCGAGCUGAGGCUGAAGAGUGAAAUCGAUGUUUACAUCAACUACUGUAUCGAUCAGAUCAACGACAAGAUCUCGUUCUGGACGGACAAGUACCAGCGGGAGGUGAAGGCCUUCGACGCGGAUAUUGCGCGCCAUCGCGAUCAUACCGCUGAGCUCAAGGUAAAAUACGAGGAGAUGGUUAUUCUGUACAAGCACCGCGAAAAGGAGAUCAAAAUCUGCGCCGAGUCGCGCAAGGAGCGCGAAAAGCAGAUGGCAUUCGCCGACAUGCAGCUCCGGUCCGCCAUCAAGAUUCAGGCCUGGUGGCGCGGUACGAUGGUCCGCAAGGGACUGGGGCCGUUCAAGAAGAAGAAGAAAUCCAAACCACCCAAGGCGUCCAAAAAGGGCAAGAAGGGAAAGUAGAAGUCGAAGAGUGGGCAUUUCUUUUGUGUUCUACGGAUUAAGUGUGUGUCGAUUUGAUUUUGUUUUUUAUUAAAAAGUGUGUGUAUUUUUAGCGCUAACACAGUCCAAUAUGUUAUUCGAUAGAACGGGAGUCAGAUCUGUAUUU
This is a messenger RNA of Culex quinquefasciatus (southern house mosquito), 1338 nucleotides long. RefSeq names its product dynein regulatory complex protein 9. Gene Ontology annotation, biological process: cilium organization. The record is from RefSeq and is a predicted model, not a curated record. The transcript has 5 exons. The coding region runs from base 57 to 1193 and encodes 378 amino acids. Gene Ontology annotation, cellular component: cytoplasm; motile cilium. NCBI's taxonomy places the organism in Eukaryota, Metazoa, Arthropoda, Insecta, Diptera, Culicidae. Gene Ontology annotation, molecular function: protein binding.